UCUCUAGCAGUCUCACGUAACCUGUCACAUGUCUGCAGUCUCUGACCAUCUCCUGUUAUAUGUCUGCAGUCUCUGACCAUCUUCUGUAGCAUGUUUGUAGUCUCUGAACAUCUUCUGUUAUAUCUCUGCAGUUUCCAACCAUCUCUUGUAGCAUGUCUGCAGUCUCUGACCAUCUCCUGUUACAUGUUUGCUGUCUCUGACCAUUCACUGUUACAUGUCUGCAGUCUCUUACCAUAUCGUAUAGCAUGUCUAUAGUCUCUGACCAUCUCCUGUUACAUUUCUGCAGUCU
Staurois parvus is the source of this 289-nucleotide messenger RNA. The record is from the annotation of a GenBank genome assembly. Lineage: Eukaryota; Metazoa; Chordata; Amphibia; Anura; Ranidae.